AGUCUGUUACAGGCUCGCAGGCACGAUGGGUGCGGACAAGCCCAAUGGGGUCGUGAACUACUGCCGACGUCCGCCUAAGAGGCCGUUCCUUCAGAACAUCCAGUACACAAUAUGGAACCCAGAAGAAAGAACCUUUUUGGGACGCACUCCAAAGAGAUGGGGUGUGAUUGGGUUGAUAUACUUGGUGAUGUACAUCUGCAUCAUCAUUUUCUUCUCCAUAUGCAUGUGUGGGCUAAUGGCGACCAUGGACGACAGAGUGCCGUAUUUCAUGCUCGCCGACUCCAUCAUUGGUGAUAACCCCGGCAUGGGCCAUCGUCCACUGCUGUUCGAAGAGGGGGCCCUGAUUUGGUACCACCCCUCUAACAGCAGCCAGGUCAAGAAGUACGUUGACAACAUCGAUCAGUUUCUUGCACCCUACGAGAACAAGAGCUUGUUGAUAAACGGCGGUGUGAAUCAGAUAGACUGUGGUACUGUGAAGCCGCCCCGAGAGGAAGUGUGCUCCUUCGACCUGAGCCAGUUGGGCCCCUGUUCCAAGGAGAACAACUACGGAUUCACGAAUGGAACACCUUGCAUAAUCAUUAAAUUGAAUAGGUUAUAUGCAUGGAAUCCACAUUUCUACGAUGACCCCGGUGAUCUGCCGUCAAAUAUGCCACCUGACAUAAAGGAUUACAUCAAUUCAACUAAAACACCUGAAGAACGUCGAAAGGUGUGGUUAUCGUGCAUGGGAGAACGGCCUGGCGACGUGGAGGCGUUAGGGCCGUUGAAGUAUUAUCCUUACCCGGGACUCUCCGAAGUCUACUACCCGUACGAUAACACCGCGGGGUAUCUCAGCCCUAUUGUGGCUGUGCAAUUGCUACAGCCAAAAUGGCAUCAAAUCAUCAAUAUACGUUGUCGCGCUUGGGCUCGCAACGUUCAUUAUACAGACAGCCUAAAAGAUCGUCUAGCCUCCACCCACUUGGAGAUUAUGAUUGACUAAGUUGAUAUAUUGCAAUCCAGUAUCUAUAGAGAACAAAAAUGACCCCAGCAGCACGCUUCACUUAAGAAAUAAAAAGAGUCGAUGUUAGUCAGUGUCAUUUGUUAGUCAAAUUUAAUGAAUGUGUAAUUAAACAAAAUUAUUGGAAUGAGACUAAAAAUAAAGAUGG
Diatraea saccharalis (sugarcane borer) is the source of this 1142-nucleotide messenger RNA. Lineage: Eukaryota; Metazoa; Arthropoda; Insecta; Lepidoptera; Crambidae. The record is from the annotation of a GenBank genome assembly.